AUGGCCCCCGCCAACAACUUCUUCAACGCCGCGCGCCCGGCCUUCCGCCAGCAGAUGUUCGCCGGCGCCCAGAUCCGCAACGCUUUCCGCACCUCCCAGUUCCGCACCCAGUUCCGCGAGAGCUCCAAGAGAUGGCAGAGCUCGACCGCCUCUGCCGAGGCUCAGGCUAGCUGGUUCAAGCGCAUGUGGGACAGCCCCGUCGGCCUCAAGACGGUGCACUUCUGGUGA
Molecule: messenger RNA, 228 nt
Organism: Colletotrichum spaethianum
Lineage: Eukaryota; Fungi; Ascomycota; Sordariomycetes; Glomerellales; Glomerellaceae
Exons: 1
Coding region: 1-228 (75 amino acids)
Source: RefSeq, a predicted model, not a curated record